AUGGUGUUGUCAGAGGAGCAAUCGAGGGAGUUCCUGUUAUAUUCCAUGAUAAGCGGGAUUCUGAGAAGUCGUGCGGAUGUGCACAGCCUCGAGACUGUGGCGCAUUUGGAGAAUGACCUGCUCGACGCUAUGAGGAUGCACAAUGUGAAGGUUAACCAACAUCUGAUAAAUGAGAUCAAAGGACUCCGUGAGGAGAUGCAGCGUCGAGAGGUUCAAAGCCUGAAAGACCACAGUGAUUCUCUGACUUUCGAGGCCAACAUCCAUGACGAACUGGUGACCAUGGAGAAGGAAAAUGCUCGGCUUAGGGCAAGACAGCAUAUUACUGUGUCUCCCUGGUUUCUCGAGAAGCACCAGGUGUUAGCCCGAGUCCAGCACAUGAUUACGGUCAGGACUCGCCGUUUUAUCGCGGCCAUAGAUAUACUGAAAGAGAGGUCUCGUGAGAUCGAGCUUCUUACAGAUUAUAUUGCUCGACUGCAAAAUCUUCUGCUGGAUAACAAUAUCGACUUUGAGGCUUUCGAGCGUCCGGAGGAGACAGUGAAUCCUCGAACUCGGAGUUCUCGAGAGGAACUUUUGAUGAGGGUGCACGCUCAGGACACAGAGAUCGUGGAACUUAAGGACAAAUUGAAUCAGUGUGUGAAUCUCCUUAGCCUGCAGGGGUAUAAGGGGAUUAUCCAUCCCUCCCCUGACAAUCCUAUCAGGGAGGUGCUUAUAAUAGUGUAG
Molecule: messenger RNA, 720 nt
Organism: Oldenlandia corymbosa var. corymbosa
Lineage: Eukaryota; Viridiplantae; Streptophyta; Magnoliopsida; Gentianales; Rubiaceae
Source: the annotation of a GenBank genome assembly